AUGCAAGUGGCUGUGUCCCAUCCUGGCAGGGACGCGGCGGUGGACAUGGGCAGAGCGCCGGCGCACGCUCUGCUACUGUCGAUGGUGCUGGGCUGCUCGGCUGCCUUCACGGACCUCCUGCUGCCAGGCCCCGAGGAGCCGGUGGUCAACGUGGCCGUGGUGUUUGGGGGCACCUCCUACCCCCUGCACAUCCGCUCCCGCCUGAGCCCCCAGAGCUUCCUGGACAUGCCCUUGGAGAUCCACCCCAUCACGGUCGUCGUCAACAACACCAACCCCAGCACCCUCCUCACCCAGAUCUGCAACAUCCUCGCCAGUCACAAGAUCCACGGCAUCAUCUUCGAGGACAACGUCGGCACGGAGGCCGUGGCCCAGAUCCUUGACUUCAUCUCCUCCCAGACACAGGUCCCCAUCAUCAGCAUCAGUGGGGGCUCUGCUGUGGUCCUGACCCCAAAGGAGCCCGGCUCGGCUUUCCUGCAGUUGGGUGUCUCCAUCGAGCAGCAAAUCCAGGUGAUCUUCAAGGUGCUGGAGGAAUACGACUGGGGCUCCUUCGCUGUCAUCACCAGCCUCUACCCGGGCUACAACAUCUUCCUGGACGUCAUCCGCUCCUUCACGGAUGCCAGCUACUUUGGCUGGGAGCUGCAGGAGGUGCUCACCUUUGAGAUGAGCCAGGAGCAGAGCAGCUCCAGGACGCAGCGGCUCCUGCGGCAGAUCGAUGCCCAGGUUCUCAUUGUCUAUUGCUCCCGAGAGGAGGCCGAAUACCUCUUCACCAUGGCAGAACAAGCUGGCCUUGUGGGGCCAGGCUAUGUCUGGAUUGUGCCCAGCCUGACAGUGGGCAACAUGGAGGUGCCACCCGCCUCCUUCCCCGUCGGCCUCAUCAGUGUGGUGACGGAGAGCUGGAAGCUGAGCCUGCGGCAGAAGGUGCGGGAUGGGGUGGCCAUCAUCGCCAUGGGGGCGGCCAGCUUCUUCCGGGCCUAUGGCUACCUCCCGGAGGUGGGACGGGACUGCUGGGCCUCCGCUGGGGCCACCGCCACCAAUACCAGCUUCUACCGGCACCUCCUCAAUGUGACGUGGGAGCACAGGGACUUCUCCUUCAAUGAAGGUGGCUACCUGAUCAGGCCCACCAUGGUGGUGAUCUCACUCAACCAGCACCGGCUCUGGGAGAUGGUGGGCAAGUGGGAGAAAGGCAUCAUCCACAUGAAGUACCCGGUGUGGCCCCGCUACGGCUCCUUCCUGCAGCCUGUGGCUGAUAACCGGCACCUGACGGUGGCCACCUUGGAGGAGAGGCCCUUCGUCAUCGUGGAGAACACGGACCCCAGCACCGGGGUCUGCGUGCGCAACACAGUGCCCUGCCGCAAGCAAACCAACUCCUCCCAGAGUGGUGAUGGCCUCGUGGAUCCCUACACCAAGCUGUGCUGCAAGGGCUUCUGCAUCGACAUCCUGAAGAAGCUGGCCAAGGCAGUGAAGUUCUCCUAUGACCUCUAUCUGGUGACCAAUGGCAAACAUGGCAAGAUUGUCCGCGGGGUCUGGAACGGCAUGAUUGGAGAGGUGUACUACAAGCGCGCAGACAUGGCCAUCGGCUCCCUCACCAUCAACGAGGAGCGCUCGGAGAUCGUGGAUUUCUCUGUGCCCUUCGUGGAGACCGGCAUCAGCGUCAUGGUGGCCAGGAGCAACGGCACCGUCUCACCCUCUGCCUUCCUGGAGCCCUACAGCCCGGCCGUGUGGGUCAUGAUGUUCGUGAUGUGCCUCACCGUCGUGGCUGUCACUGUCUUCGUGUUCGAGUAUUUCAGCCCUGUCGGCUACAACCAGAACCUCACCAGCGGCAAGAGGCCGGGAGGUCCCUCCUUCACCAUCGGCAAGUCGGUGUGGCUGCUGUGGGCGCUGGUCUUCAACAACUCGGUGCCCAUCGAGAACCCCAAAGGCACCACCAGCAAGAUCAUGGUGCUCAUCUGGGCCUUCUUUGCUGUCAUCUUCCUCGCCAGCUACACCGCCAACCUGGCCGCCUUCAUGAUCCAGGAGCAGUACAUCGACACUGUGUCGGGGCUCAGCGACAGGAAGUUUCAGAAGCCGCAGGAGCAGUACCCCCCGUUCCGCUUCGGCACCGUCCCCAAUGGCAGCACCGAGAGGAACAUCCGCAGCAACUACCCCGACAUGCACACCCACAUGGUGAAGUACAACCAGCGCUCCGUGGAGGAUGCCCUCACCAGCCUCAAAAUGGGGAAGCUGGAUGCUUUCAUCUAUGAUGCGGCGGUGCUCAACUACAUGGCAGGCAAGGACGAGGGCUGCAAGCUGGUGACCAUUGGCAGCGGGAAGGUGUUUGCCACCACGGGCUACGGCAUCGCCCUGCAGAAGGACUCGCGUUGGAAGCGGGCCAUUGACCUGGCCCUGCUCCAGUUCCUGGGAGACGGUGAGACCCAGAAGCUGGAGACGGUUUGGCUGUCGGGGAUCUGCCAGAAUGAGAAGAAUGAGGUGAUGAGCAGCAAGCUGGACAUCGACAACAUGGCCGGGGUUUUCUACAUGCUGCUGGUGGCCAUGGGGCUGAGCCUGCUAGUCUUCGCCUGGGAGCACCUCAUCUACUGGAAGCUGCGUCACUCGGUCCCCAAAUCCCACAAGCUUGACUUCCUCCUGGCCAUCAGCAGGGGCAUCUACAGCUGCUUCAAUGGGGUGCAGACCCUGGCAAGCCCUGGGCGGGCACCCACGCCUGACGUCACGGCCAGCUCGGCGCAGGCUAACGUGCUGAAGAUGCUGCAAGCAGCCAAGGAGAUGGUGUCAACGGCCAGCGUGGGCGGCUCACUGGAGCAGGCCACCCGUACCAUCGAGGACUGGA
Molecule: messenger RNA, 2824 nt
Organism: Mesitornis unicolor (brown roatelo)
Lineage: Eukaryota; Metazoa; Chordata; Aves; Mesitornithiformes; Mesitornithidae
Gene: GRIN2C
Product: glutamate receptor, ionotropic, N-methyl D-aspartate 2C
Exons: 12
Biological process (GO): long-term synaptic potentiation; monoatomic ion transport; synaptic transmission, glutamatergic
Cellular component (GO): postsynaptic membrane; plasma membrane; NMDA selective glutamate receptor complex
Molecular function (GO): NMDA glutamate receptor activity; transmitter-gated monoatomic ion channel activity involved in regulation of postsynaptic membrane potential
Source: RefSeq, a predicted model, not a curated record